Molecule: messenger RNA, 330 nt
Organism: Suillus subalutaceus
Lineage: Eukaryota; Fungi; Basidiomycota; Agaricomycetes; Boletales; Suillaceae
Exons: 2
Coding region: 1-330 (109 amino acids)
Source: RefSeq, a predicted model, not a curated record
AUGCAUCUGGUUGAUUCUGAUACAUAUCGCGAUCCUGACCCGCGGGAUCAAGCCCGGAAGGCCCGGCAUUUGAGCAAAUAUAUCUUCCCACUUCAAUAUGGGCUCUCCAACGUUUUUACUUCGCAGUUGCAGGCCAAGGAGCACUAUAAGCAGCCGGAUUUCGCUGACAGAGAGAACGAGAUUCAGCGCCUUGGACCGUGUAAGACCCCGAAACGACUAAAGGAUGUGCUUGUGCUGUUGGAUAAGAUGAUAUGGCGUCAUGGUAAAUGCCGUUAUAAGCUGCUUAGAGACAAAGUUUGCCCUUCCAAGGCAAGUAAGAUAUUUGAAUGA